GAAACUUGAUAUCGCGAGAUCUGUAGCCGGCCGGCGCAUGCGCGGCGCCGUGGAGGUCGUUGGAGUCACAGCCGUCGCCAUGCUGUCCCGCCUCGCCCGUCCCGCCGCCGUCCUGUGCCGCGGCCUGGCCACCAGCGCCCAGAACAAUGCCAAGGUGGCAGUGCUGGGAGCAUCAGGAGGGAUUGGGCAGCCUCUGUCCCUUCUCCUGAAGAACAGCCCUGCGGUGAGCAGGCUCAGCCUCUAUGAUAUCGCACACACCCCUGGCGUUGCAGCUGACCUCAGUCACAUCGAGACAAGAGCGAAUGUGAAAGGUUUCCUGGGACCUGAGCAAUUGCCAGAAUGUUUGAAGGGCUGUGAUGUUGUAGUGAUCCCUGCAGGAGUCCCUAGGAAACCAGGUAUGACCCGUGAUGACCUGUUCAACACCAAUGCCAGCAUCGUUGCUUCUUUAACAACUGCCUGUGCAAAGCAUUGUCCAGAAGCCAUGAUCUGCAUUAUUUCCAACCCGGUAAAUUCAACCAUCCCCAUAACUUCAGAGAUUUUCAAGAAGCACGGCGUGUAUAAUCCUAACAGAAUCUUUGGGGUAACAACUCUGGACAUUGUCAGAGCGAAUACUUUUGUGGCUGAGCUGAAGGGUUUGGAUCCUGCUCGAGUAAGCGUUCCAGUUAUUGGUGGCCAUGCAGGGAAGACCAUCAUCCCUCUGAUCUCCCAGUGCACACCAAAAGUGGACUUCCCUCAGGAUCAACUGGAAAAGCUUACAGGGAGAAUUCAAGAAGCUGGCACUGAAGUUGUCAAAGCUAAAGCAGGAGCAGGAUCGGCCACCUUGUCCAUGGCCUAUGCUGGCGCUCGGUUUGUGUUCUCCCUGGUGGAUGCCAUGAAUGGAAAGGAAGGGGUUAUUGAAUGUUCCUUUGUUCGCUCGGAAGAGACGGAGAGCCCGUACUUCUCUACACCUCUGCUGCUGGGAAAAAAUGGAAUUGAGAAGAACCUGGGCAUUGGCAAGAUCACCCCCUUUGAAGAGAAGAUGGUUGCUGAGGCCUUGGCUGAGUUGAAGGCUUCUAUUAAGAAGGGAGAGGAUUUUGCAAAGAGCUUCAAGUGAAGAGCUGAUGGAGAGGAAUUCCAGCUUCCUUAAUUUAUUAAGGCAUCAUGUCACUUUACGACUUCUGAUUCAGAGCUCGUGCUCUGAUUGAAGUCUGUCUGUAUUAGCGUAACGAUUGUCGUCAAAACAAAGCCUGAUCAUCAAUAAAAUGGCCUCGUUUUUUUCAGUGUA
This is a messenger RNA of Tympanuchus pallidicinctus (lesser prairie-chicken), 1264 nucleotides long. It is a transcript of the gene MDH2, whose product is annotated as malate dehydrogenase 2. NCBI's taxonomy places the organism in Eukaryota, Metazoa, Chordata, Aves, Galliformes, Phasianidae. Gene Ontology annotation, biological process: malate metabolic process; tricarboxylic acid cycle. The record is from RefSeq and is a predicted model, not a curated record. The coding region runs from base 38 to 1093 and encodes 351 amino acids. The transcript is spliced from 9 exons. Gene Ontology annotation, molecular function: L-malate dehydrogenase (NAD+) activity. Gene Ontology annotation, cellular component: cytoplasm; mitochondrion.